Nestor notabilis (Kea) is the source of this 10429-nucleotide messenger RNA. RefSeq names its product HECT and RLD domain containing E3 ubiquitin protein ligase family member 1 (gene HERC1). Gene Ontology annotation, molecular function: ubiquitin-protein transferase activity; protein binding. The transcript is spliced from 54 exons. The record is from RefSeq and is a predicted model, not a curated record. NCBI's taxonomy places the organism in Eukaryota, Metazoa, Chordata, Aves, Psittaciformes, Psittacidae. The annotation marks the transcript as partial.
GAGCGAUACACAGUCAAGUGGAACCUUUAAGUGACUCAUGGGUUCGACUAAAACACAGCAGAGACUGGUUAUACACAUCCUCCUACUCAUUUGUUGAGUCCGAUUUUGAUCUCUCAAGAUCCCUUGGAGUACAUACUUUGAUUGAAAAUGUUGUCAGCUUUGUAAGUGGAGAUGUAGGAAACUCACCAGGAUUUAAGGAGCCAGAGGAAAGUAUGUCCACCAGUCCACAAGCAUCAAUAAUUGCAAUGGAGCAGCAGCAGUUAAGGGCUGAGCUUCGUCUGGAAGCGCUUCAUCAGAUUUUAGUGCUUCUAUCAGGGAUGGAGGAAAAAGGGAGCGUGCCCUUAAUGGGAAGUCGUCAAGUACCAGGAUUUCAGUCUUCUUCAUUGCUUACUUCUGUUAGACUACAGUUUCUUGCUGGUUGCUUUGGUUUGGGCACUGUAGGACAUGCAGGCACCAAAGGAGAGAGCGUAAGAUUGCAUCACUACCAGGAUGGUAUCAGAGCAGCUAAGAGAAGUAUUCAAAUUGAAAUCCAGGUGGCUGUGCACAAAAUUUACCAACAAUUAUCUGCUACGUUAGAAAGAGCUCUGCAAGCUAAUAAGCAUCACAUAGAAGCACAACAGCGUCUUCUGUUGGUAACAGUCUUUGCUCUAAGCGUCCACUAUCAGCCUGUUGAUGUCUCCUUGGCCAUUUCCACUGGUCUGCUGAAUGUGCUGUCACAGUUGUGUGGCACAGACACCAUGCUAGGACAACCACUGCAGUUGCUGCCCAAAACUGGUAUUUCUCAGCUCAGCACAGCUUUGAAAGUAGCCAGUACAAGACUGCUUCAGAUCCUCGCUAUCACCACAGGAACCUAUGCUGACAAGCUGAGCCCCAAAGUGGUCCAGUCUUUGCUGGAUUUAUUAUGCAGUCAGCUGAAGAACUUGUUAUCACAAGCUGGUGUGAUGCUUAUGGCUUCUUUCGGAGAAGGGGAAGGUGAGGAAGAUGAAGGAGAUUCAAAAAAGGCAGAUUCCAGUGGGGAAAAUGAGAAGAGGGACUUCAGAGCUGCCCUCCGAAAGCAACAUGCAGCGGAAUUGCAUUUGGGAGACUUCCUUGUUUUUCUACGUAGAGUUGUGUCUUCAAAAGCAAUUCAGUCAAAAAUGGCAUCUCCAAAGUGGACAGAAGUACUUCUUAACAUUGCUUCUCAGAAGUGUUGCUCAGGAGUUCCCUUGGUUGGCAAUUUGAGGACUAGACUUCUUGCACUUCAUGUAUUAGAAGCUGUAUUACCUGCUUGUGAAUCUGGUGUUGAAGAUGAUCAAAUGGCUCAGGUUGUUGAACGGUUGUUCUCACUUCUGUCUGACUGCAUGUGGGAGACUCCAAUAGCUCAGGCUAAACAUGCAAUUCAAAUAAAGGAGAAAGAACAAGAAAUGAAGCUACAGAAGCAAGGGGAGUCAGAAGAUGAAGAUGAGAAUCUUCCCAUACAGGAAGUGUCCUUUGACCCUGAGAAAGCUCAGUGCUGCAUAGUAGAGAAUGGGCAGGUUCUAACGCAUGGAAGUGGAGGUAAAGGAUAUGGUUUAGCAUCCACUGGAGUUACUUCUGGGUGUUACCAGUGGAAGUUCUACAUUGUGAAGGAGAAUCGAGGCAAUGAAGGAACAUGUGUAGGAGUUUCUCGCUGGCCAGUACAUGAUUUUAACCAUCGCACUACCUCAGAUAUGUGGCUGUAUAGAGCCUAUAGUGGUAACCUUUAUCACAAUGGAGAACAAACUUUGACUCUGUCCAGCUUUACCCAAGGAGAUUUCAUCACAUGCGUAUUAGAUAUGGAAGCAAGAACUAUUUCCUUUGGUAAAAAUGGAGAGGAGCCAAAACUUGCGUUUGAAGAUGUGGAUGCAGCAGAGCUAUACCCUUGCGUUAUGUUCUACAGCAGUAAUCCAGGAGAGAAGGUGAAAAUCUGUGAUAUGCAGAUGCGUGGAACACCAAGAGAUUUGCUACCUGGUGACCCCAUCUGUAGUCCUGUUGCUGCAGUGCUGGCAGAAGCCACUAUCCAACUCAUUCGUAUCCUUCAUCGCACAGACCGGUGGACACACUGCAUCAAUAAAAAAAUGAUGGAAAGACUGAAUAAGAUCAAAACAUGUCUUAAAGAAGCAGGCCAAAAGCUGAAGAAGAGUCGCUCAAUUCAAAGUCGAGAAGAGAAUGAGGUGAGAGAGGAGAAGGAAAAUAAAGAGGAGGAGAAAAGCAAACAUAGUAGGCAUGGUCUGGCCGACCUUUCAGAACUGCAGCUGAAGAUGCUCUGUGUGGAAGUGUGGCCUGUUCUAGCAGUAAUUGGUGGAGUUGAUGCUGGUCUUCGAGUUGGAGGUCGGUGUGUACACAAGCAAACUGGACGUCAUGCCACCUUGCUUGGAGUGGUGAAGGAAGGCAGUACGUCUGCCAAGGUCCAGUGGGAUGAAGCAGAGAUUACUAUCAGCUUCCCAACUUUUUGGUCGCCUAGUGAUACUCCAUUGUAUAAUCUGGAGCCCUGUGAACCGCUGCCUUUUGAUGUUGCAAGAUUUCGUGGGCUGACAGCUACUGUCUUGCUGGACCUUACCUAUCUGACGGGUAUUCAUGAAGAUACAGGAAAGCAGAGCACCAAGAGACAUGAGAAAAAACACAGGCAUGAAUCGGAAGAUAAAGGGGAAAUGGACCAGAAAAUGGAGGGUGAUGCUGGAUCAGAUACUCGAUUAGGACAAAGUGCUGAUGACAACAAAGGACAUAGUGCUACGAGCUCUAAGUCGGAAAAUGAAAUUGCUUCUUUUUCCUUAGAACCAUCAACACUAGGUAUGGAAUCCCAACACCAACCUGCUGAGGGAAGAAAAAAGAAUCACGAACAUACUCCAAGAAAUCAUGAUAUAGUGCAGUCAGAAAUCAGAGCAGUGCAGCUAUCUUAUCUUUAUCUUGGUGCCAUGAAGUCGCUUAGCGUUCUUCUUAGUUGUAGUAAAUAUGCCGAGCUACUGUUAAUACCAAAAGUCCUGGCAGAAAAUGGUCACAACUCUGACUGUGCGAGUUCUCCAGUUGUUCAUGAAGAUGUUGAGAUGCGUGCUGCCCUGCAGUUCCUCAUGCGCCACAUGGUGAAACGGGCAGUCAUGCGCUCACCGAUAAAGAGAGCUCUAGGACUGGCAGAUCUGGAACGAGCACAAGCCAUGAUCUACAAGUUAGUGGUUCACGGGCUGCUGGAGGAUCAGUUUGGUGGCAGAGUCAAACCAGAAGUAGAUCAACAGGUAGAAGAAGGUGAUCAGUCUCAGCAAGCCCAAACACCAGUUACAACCAGCCCUUCUGCUUCUAGCACGACAUCUUUCAUGAGCAGCUCUCUGGAGGAUACUACCACUGCUACUACUCCAGUAACUGAUACUGAAACAGUUCCAGCUUCAGAAUCACCUGGUGUUAUGCCUCUCAGUCUUCUUAGGCAAAUGUUCUCCAGUUACCCUACUACAACUGUACUUCCAGCACGACGUGCUCAGACUCCUCCAAUAUCAUCUUUACCAACAUCUCCUUCAGAUGAAGUUGGAAGGAGACAAAGUCUGACUUCUCCUGAUUCCCAAUCUGCGAGGCCUGCCAAUCGUACAGCUUUGUCUGAUCCAAGCAGCCGACUUUCGACAUCCCCUCCUCCUCCUGCUAUUGCUGUUCCACUGUUAGAAAUGGGGUUCUCCCUCAGGCAAAUAGCAAAAGCCAUGGAAGCUACAGGUGCCAGAGGAGAAGCAGAUGCGCAGAAUAUCACAGUGCUGGCCAUGUGGAUGAUAGAGCACCCUGGAAAUGAAGAUGAUGAAGAGCCCCAGUCUGAAGGGACUGCAGAUUCACGACAUGGAGCUAUAGUCUCUGGAAGCAGUGGAAAAUGUAGUGAUCAUUGUUAUUUGCAGUCACCAGGUGAUAUACCUUCUGCUGAUGCUGCUGAAAUGGAGGAAGGCUUUAGUGAAAGCCCCGAUAAUAUGGAUCAUGUGGAUAAUGCAGCUUCUGCAAGUGGACCUCCUCCUAGGAGUCGGUCAGCUGUAACAAGAAGACACAAAUUUGAUCUAGCUGCGCGAACAUUGCUAGCACGGGCUGCGGGAUUGUACCGCUCUGUACAGGCCCACAGGAACCAGAGUCGAAGAGAAGGGAUAUCUUUGCAGCAAGAUCCAGGGGCACUUUAUGACUUCAACUUGGAUGAGGAGCUGGAAAUUGACCUUGAUGAUGAAGCAAUGGAAGCCAUGUUUGGGCAAGACCUGGCUAGUGAUAAUGAUAUUCUGGGAAUGUGGAUCCCAGAGGUAUUGGAUUGGCCUACCUGGCAUGUUUGUGAAUCUGAAGACCGAGAAGAAGUAGUGGUUUGUGAACUGUGUGAAUCCAGCGUGGUUGGCUUCAAUCAGCACAUGAAGAGAAACCACCCAGGCUGUGGGCGCAGCGCGAACCGGCAGGGCUAUCGCAGCAAUGGUUCUUAUGUGGAUGGGUGGUUUGGUGGUGAAUGUGGAAGUGGGAAUCCUUACUACUUACUGUGCGGCAUCUGCAGAGAGAAAUACUUAGCCCUGAAGAGUAAAUCCAAAGCAUCAACUUCUGAAAGGUACAAAGGCCAGGCUCCUGAUUUAAUAGGUAAACAAGACAGUGUUUAUGAAGAAGACUGGGAUAUGCUAGAUGUAGACGAAGAUGAAAAGCUAACAGGAGAAGAGGAGUUUGAAUUACUGGCAGGACCUCUUGGAUUAAAUGAUCGACGUAUUGUACCUGAACCUGUACAGUUCCCUGACAGCGACCCUCUGGGUGCUUCAGUUGCAAUGGUGACAGCCACCAACAGUAUGGAAGAAACAUUGAUGCAAAUAGGUUGUCAUGGCUCUAUAGAAAAAAGUUCUUCUGGCAGGAUUACCUUAGGAGAACAAGCAGCUGCCCUGGUAAAUCCACAUGACCGUGUUAUGGCUCUAAGAAGAGUGACAGCUGCUGCCCAAGUCCUUCUUGCAAGAACUAUGGUUAUGAGAGCACUCUCGCUUUUGUCUGUCAGUGGUUCCAGCUGUAGCCUGGCAGCUGGUCUCGAGUCCUUGGGGUUAACAGAUAUCAGGACGCUGGUUCGUUUGAUGUGCCUGGCUGCAGCAGGCAGAGCAGGCCUCUCCACGAGUCCAGCCACUGCGGCCACUUCAGCAGAGCGAUCCAGGGGAAUACACAGCAAAACAAGCAAGCCUAUAUCUUGUCUUGCCUAUCUGAGUACAGCAGUAGGCUGUUUGGCAUCGAACACUCCUAGUGCUGCAAAACUGCUGGUACAGUUAUGUACACAGAAUUUGAUUUCUGCAGCCACUGGUGUGAACUUGACAACAGUUGAUGAUCCAAUUCAGAGAAAAUUUUUGCCAAGUUUUUUAAGAGGAAUUGCAGAAGAGAACAAACUGGUCACAUCACCGAAUUUUGUGGUUACUCAGGCACUUGUAGCAUUGUUGGCAGACAAAGGGGCCAAACUGAGGCCAAACUAUGAUAAAGCAGAAAUUGAAAAGAAAGGCCCUCUGGAGCUGGCUAAUGCACUAGCAGCUUGCUGCCUCUCUUCAAGGUUAUCUUCACAACAUAGGCAGUGGGCUGCACAGCAGCUGGUGAGAACUCUUGCAGCACACGAUCGAGAUAAUCAAACUAUUCCCCAAACCCUCGCUGAUAUGGGGGGAGACUUACGAAAAUGUUCCUUCAUAAAAUUAGAGGCUCAUCAGAACAGGGUCAUGACAUGUGUUUGGUGCAGUAAAAAGGGACUUUUGGCAACUAGUGGAAACGAUGGCACCAUAAGAGUGUGGAAUGUUACAAAGAAGCAGUAUUCAUUGCAGCAAACGUGUGUGCUCAACAAGCUAGAAGGUGAUUCAGAAGAAAGUCUGGGGUCACCCAGUGACCUUAGUUUAUCUCUUGUCUGUUGGAGCAUUAGUGGCAAGUAUCUGGCUGGAGCUACAGAAAAGAUGGUGAACAUCUGGCAAGUCAAUGGAGGAAAAGGAUUACUAGAUCUUCAGCCUCACUGGGUAUCUGCUCUAGCUUGGCCAGAAGAAGGGCCAGCUGCAACAUGGACAGGUGAUGCUCCAGAAUUAUUAUUAAUUGGUCGUAUGGAUGGAUCUCUUGGUCUUAUUGAAGUUGUAGAUAUUUCAGCCAUGCACCGGCUAGAACUGGAACACUGCUACAGAAAGGAUGUGUCUGUCACAUGCCUUGCCUGGUUCAGUGAAGACAGACCAUUUGCAGUUGGCUAUUCAGAUGGAAAAUUGCUAAUAGGAACAAAGGAGCCACUUGAAAAAGGAGGAAUCGUUCUAGUUGAUGCACAUAAGGAUAUGAUUGUUAGUAUGAAGUGGGAUCCAACUGGUAAGAUUCUUCUGACGUGUGCCAAAGAAGAAAUGGUGAAACUCUGGGGAUACAUGGGAGGAUGUUGGAGACGCUUGCAUUCGCUGUCCCAUCCAGCCCUUGUGAAUGGCAUUGCCUGGUGUGCUCUUCCAGGGAAAGGACCCAAGUUGCAACUUUUACUAGCUACAGGAUGCCACAAUGGCUUGGUGUGUGUCUGGACUGUUCCCCAGGAGAUAGUAAUCACACUGCAGUCCAGCUCAACUUGCUCAGAAGGAUGGGAGGAGAAGAAUGCAAGCAAGGGUGGCUACAUGAAAGCAGUAGAAGUCAAGUGUGUAUUUCAACUGAGAGGACAUAUUACUCCUGUUCGAACUGUUGCAUUCAGUCCUGAUGGACUGGCAUUGGUCUCUGGUGGACUUGGUGGGCUCAUGAAUAUUUGGUCUUUACGGGAUGGUUCAGUAUUACAGAGUGUUGUGAUAGGUUCUGGAGCUAUUCAGACUGCAGUAUGGAUACCUGAAGUUGGAGUAGCUGCUUGCUCUAACAGAUCAAAGGAUGUGCUGGUAGUGAACUGUACAUCAGAGUGGAUAUCUUCCAAUCACGUCCUUGCGACAUGUAGGACCGCACUGAAACAGCAAGGAGUUCUAGGAUUAAAUAUGGCUCCAUGCAUGCGAGCUUUCCUGGAACGUUUGCCAAUAAUGCUUCAGGAGCAGUAUGCUUAUGAAAAGCCCCAUGUGGUUUGUGGAGACCAGCUUGUUCAUAGUCCUUACAUGCAGUGCUUGGCAUCACUUGCUGUGGGCCUUCACCUGGAUCAGCUCUUGUGCAACCCCCCAGUACCACCUCAUCACCAGAGCUGCCUCCCUGAUCCUGCAGCCUGGAACCCCACAGAAUGGGCAUGGCUGGAGUGUUUCUCUACUACUAUCAAAGCUGCUGAAGCUCUGGCCAAGGGAGCACAGUUCCCAGAAUCCUUCACUGUUCCAGACCUGGAACCUGUUCCGGAGGAUGAGCUUACUCUCCUAAUGGAUAACAGUAAAUGGAUCAAUGGUAUGGAUGAACAGAUAAUGUCUUGGGCAACAUCGAGGCCAGAGGAUUGGCACCUGGGAGGUAAAUGUGAUGUGUAUCUGUGGGGAGCAGGAAGACACGGACAGUUAGCAGAAGCUGGUAGAAAUGUCAUGAUCCCAGUAGCAGCACCUUCAUUCUCUCAGGCUCAGCAGGUUGUUUGUGGUCAGAAUUGUACUUUUGUCAUUCAAGCUAAUGGCACAGUGUUGGCUUGUGGAGAAGGGAGCUACGGGCGGCUGGGACAAGGGAAUUCUGAUGAUCUUCAUGUGUUAACAGUCAUUUCAGCACUGCAAGGCUUUGUUGUAACACAGCUGGUGACCUCCUGUGGAUCUGAUGGACAUUCCAUGGCUUUAACAGAAAGUGGGGAGGUCUUUAGCUGGGGAGAUGGAGAUUAUGGCAAACUGGGCCAUGGGAACAGUGACAGACAGCGCAGGCCCAGACAAAUUGAGGCUCUGCAAGGAGAAGAAGUGGUGCAGAUGUCAUGUGGCUUCAAGCACUCAGCUGUGGUGACAGCAGACGGCAAACUUUUUACGUUUGGAAAUGGUGAUUAUGGUCGAUUAGGACUUGGGAAUACUUCCAACAAGAAACUUCCAGAAAGAGUGACGGCGCUGGAAGGUUACCAGAUUGGACAGGUGGCCUGUGGACUCAAUCAUACUGUAGCUGUGUCAACAGAUGGCUCAAUGGUUUGGGCUUUUGGAGAUGGAGAUUAUGGUAAACUUGGUUUGGGGAAUUCCACUGCCAAGUCCUCGCCACAGAAAGUGGAUAUUCUUUGUGGAAUUGGAAUUAAAAAAGUUGCCUGUGGAACCCAGUUCUCUGUUGCACUGACAAAAGAUGGGCAUGUAUAUACUUUCGGACAAGAUCGCCUAAUAGGUUUGCCAGAAGGUCGCGCUCGAAAUCACAACAGACCCCAACAAGUUCCCGUACUGUCAGGAAUCUUCAUUGAAGACAUAGCUGUAGGAGCAGAGCAUACUCUGGCCCUGUCAUCUACAGGGGAUGUGUAUGCUUGGGGUAGCAACUCUGAAGGGCAGCUUGGACUGGGCCAUACCAACCAUGUCAGAGAACCAACCCUCAUAACAGUCCUGCAAGGGAAGAACGUUCGACAGAUUUCACCAGGACGUUGCCACAGCGCUGCCUGGACAGCUCCGCCAGUUCCGCCAAGAGCACCAGGUGUUUCAGUGCCUUUACAACUUGGUUUACCUGAUGCCAUUCCACCACAGUAUGGGGCACUGAAAGAAGUGAGCAUUCAUACAGUAAGAGCAAGGCUCAGACUGCUGUACCAUUUCUCUGACCUCAUGUACUCUUCAUGGAGAUUACUUAACCUCAGUCCCAAUAACCAGAACAGUACAUCUCAUUACAAUGCUGGAACGUGGGGAAUAGUUCAAGGACAGCUAAGGCCCUUACUGGCACCACGCGUUUAUACGCUCCCCAUGGUGCGCUCCAUAGGAAAAACUAUGGUUCAGGGCAAAAACUAUGGGCCACAGAUUACUGUGAAAAGGAUAUCAACCAGAGGUCGGAAAUGCAAGCCCAUUUUUGUACAGAUAGCAAGGCAAGUGGUAAAGCUGAAUGCAUCAGACCUUCGCCUACCUUCCCGUGCCUGGAAAGUGAAACUGGUUGGAGAAGGAGCUGAUGAUGCAGGUGGAGUGUUUGAUGACACUAUUACAGAAAUGUGUCAGGAACUGGAAACUGGAAUAGUAGACCUGCUUAUUCCUUCCCCAAAUGCUACAGCUGAAGUAGGCUACAAUAGAGACAGGUUUCUCUUUAACCCUUCAGCAUGUUUAGAUGAACAUCUGAUGCAGUUUAAGUUCUUGGGCAUUCUCAUGGGUGUAGCUAUUCGUACAAAAAAGCCAUUAGAUCUUCAUUUGGCUCCAAUGGUCUGGAAGCAACUUUGUUGUAUCCCACUCAUCUUGGAGGAUUUGGAGGAGGUAGAUCUGCUCUAUGUGCAGACCCUCAACAGCAUUCUUCACAUUGAAGACAGUGGGAUUACUGAAGAAAAUUUCCAUGAGAUGAUUCCUUUAGAUUCUUUUGUUGGCCAAAGUGCUGAUGGAAAAAUGGUUCCCAUAAUCCCCGGAGGGAACAGUAUCCCACUUACCUUUUCAAACAGGAAAGAAUAUGUGGAGAGGGCAAUUGAGUACAGACUCCAUGAAAUGGACCGUCAGGUGGCUGCUGUAAGAGAAGGAAUGUCUUGGAUUGUUCCAGUUCCUUUGUUGUCUCUUCUGACCGCCAAGCAGUUGGAGCAAAUGGUCUGUGGAAUGCCAGAAAUAUCAGUUGAAGUUCUGAAGAAAGUUGUGCGCUACCGAGAAGUCGAUGAGCAGCAUCAGCUAGUUCAGUGGUUCUGGCACACUCUUGAAGAGUUUUCAAAUGAGGAGAGAGUCCUUUUUAUGAGGUUUGUGUCAGGAAGAUCUCGAUUGCCAGCCAACACAGCUGAUAUAUCUCAGCGGUUCCAAAUAAUGAAGGUUGAUAGGCCUUACGACAGCUUGCCUACCUCACAGACUUGUUUCUUUCAACUGAGGCUCCCACCUUACUCCAGUCAACUAAUCAUGGCAGAGCGUUUGCGCUAUGCAAUCAAUAAUUGCAGGUCUAUAGAUAUGGACAAUUAUAUGCUCUCACGGAAUGUGGACAAUGCAGAGGGCUCAGACACAGAUUAUUGACAUUCUGUGAACAAAAUCAUCUUCCUUUUACUACAAAUAGUGCCCUAAGUCCAAUUCAUUGUUGACAUAAUUUUACAGUAACCAUAGAUGUUUUAGGAGCAUAAAACCAGAUGUUAAUAGACAGUGGCCACAUUUUAGUUACUCUAAAUGUAACAAAAAUGUAGAUGUUUUUAUUUUUUUGUGAUUGUAAAAAAGGAAAAAAGGAAAAAGAAAAAAAGGAUGAUGGGUAAGUUUUUUUUUCUCCUUUUUUGGUCACUUUUGAUAAGUUUGCAUGGAGACAUUUUGGUGCAUUUUUGUUGGGAAUAGUACAUUUGUAAGCCCUCCCAGUGAACAUGAAGAGUUGUACAUUGUGUAUAAUUGUUCAUUAGCAAGGACAGUUUUACAUGAAUAUUCACAUAUUUAUUUUGUUUUAAUUUGAAUUGCCUGUGCAGGGUUCCUUACGCAGAGAAAAAUAAAGCAAAUUGAAGAAU